UGGCUGACAGGAGGGGCGGGCGGCUCCAGCACUUCUGGCGCCCAGGCCGGUGGGUGCGCUUCUGGGGUUCGCGUCCGCGCCGGGCUGUCGAGCGGGAUCCCGGUGUGGCCAGCGGCGGCCGUGCUGGCGGACGGUGUCAGCGGCGGGAUGUGUUCGGCCGGGGAGCUGCUGCGGGGCGGCGCCGGCAGCGGGGAGCGCGACGAGGACGGGGCGGCGCCGGCAGAGCCGGCGGAGGAGCGGGAGCCCCGGGCGAGCCCGCGGCGCAGGCGGCGGCAGGACGAGGGCGAGCAGGAUGUUGAAGAAUCACAAAACCACCCUGGCGAACCCAUUGGAGAUGACUACAAAAAGAUGGGAACACUUUUUGGUGAACUGAACAAAACCCUCCUCAGCAUGGGCUUCACACGGAUGUAUUUUGGAGAGCGAAUUGUGGAACCAGUAGUGGUCAUUUUCUUUUGGCUCAUGCUAUGGUUCCUUGGCCUACAAGCCCUUGGACUAGUUGCUGUUCUUUGCCUUGUCAUUAUUUAUGUACAGCAGUAAAACACUGGACAUUUGGUAGCCAUGUAUGUGGGUGAUAGAGCUACAGACUUGGGCUUUUUGAAAGCCAAAGAGUUUGGCAUAUUUCAUAUUGUAUACUAACUGUUUUGUAAUUAAAGUUAUAAAUGAAUUUCUUUAAAAUGCAACUUUUUGUUAGUACAAGGAUGAAUAUAUAUUUUUGACUAUAUAUUAGCUUAUUCAAACUCUUUUUCACUCCUGUGAUCUGUACCUACCUUUCGACACCUGCUUCCCCAUGCCAAAUCUGAUGGGGCAAAUAGCCUGGCAUGGAGCAGCAGUGGAGCAAUGCAGAUCUUGUAAAGUUCCAGUGAAUCAUUUUGGAAGAAAAAGGAAAAAUGAACUAAGAAUAAGUUUUAAUUGGAAAACUGUUCCACCCCCACCUUCACUGAAAAAUCCCAUUUGAGGGAGAUACUUGUCUGUCUGUCUUCUCUGCAUAGUCCAAAACAAGUAAGUGAUAACUGCCACACACCACCAUGGAGCUAUGAAAAUGAACGAUGCCAGCUGUUUCCUAAAGACUGAAAAUACCGUAUUUAUUAUUGGUGGUUAAGUUUGGGGGCUAAAUGUAAGUUUUUAUGUGUUAUACCUGAGCCUUCAUUACAUUGUAACGUUAGAGAUGAUUCUGGUGCUCAUUUCUUCCUGUGAGUUUUUAAGGCUGCACGCCUGGCAGUGCCUGUAAUUUGUACCUAGCCAAUUGCAUGUUUUUCCUAGAGACGUUCUCAGUGCAUUUGUUUCCAAAAGUUUAUAAUUUUAUAGUUCUUUUCUAACAAUUAUUCUAAGGUUUAAAACAAUGCCUUUUUCUGUCAUGGCAUGGAGUUUUUCCAAAAAAGAAUGAUUUCUAUCUUAUAAAAGAAAAAAAUCACAUCAUUUUUCUUUGAUAUCUGUAUUGAAGAAUACAAAAGUACAAAAUAAAAUACAUGCUUAAAUUGAGAACUCAGUAGCCAUUUGUAAUAUUCUAGGAUUAAAGUCAAUUGACUAGCCAUGUUUUUAAUGUUUACUAUGGGGUUUUAUAUUGAAGUAAGCAUUUCUUUAAAUAUACUUUGAAAAAUAAAAAUGGCUGAUACUUUUGGUUUUGUUAAAGAACCUAAAAUCUUUAUACUUUUAUCUAAGAGUCAUCUAAUUGAACAAAGAAACUUAAAUACAAAAAUGGGGCAGCGAGGUAUUUUUGUUUGGCAGGGCGUUAACUAAAGCAAUAGGGUGUUUACUGGGCCACUUUGUAAAGCCCUUACUCAUGCCAUUUUGAACAUUAUUCUGUAGGAAAUUUCAAAAUAGAAAAUUAUGAAAGCAGGAACACUAACAUGUACUGUGCAUCUGUGUGUUGUGUAUAAACACGGGCCUCUAAAAUUUGGCUUUUGAAAAACAAAAAAAAAGUUUGUGCUGUCCGUGUCUUUAUUGUGUUCGCGAUAUUUUUGUAAAUCACCUUUCUGAGAUGAGUAUCAGGGCAGGGUGUUUGGAAAAAGGGCCCUUUGCAUCCGGUAGGAUUGCAAGGUUCUAACAGAGGCCGGGAGACUUUGCAUAUGUGCACAAAAUGCUAAUGAGCACUUUCUUCCCUAGCACUACCAGGAAGGCUGAUUUCCUUUCAGAAUGCAAAAUAAAAGCAGUGGACAUAACAGCAGCUCUGGUCCUACCCGUGCUUCUCGUUAGGAAUGCUUUAAAGGAAGCCCUAGCAUUUAUACAUAACACCCUCUCAAUGCUAUGUAUGUGCACACUCGU
Molecule: messenger RNA, 2262 nt
Organism: Alexandromys fortis (reed vole)
Lineage: Eukaryota; Metazoa; Chordata; Mammalia; Rodentia; Cricetidae
Gene: Fam241a
Product: family with sequence similarity 241 member A
Exons: 2
Coding region: 148-537 (129 amino acids)
Cellular component (GO): intracellular membrane-bounded organelle
Source: RefSeq, a predicted model, not a curated record